This is a messenger RNA of Cynoglossus semilaevis (tongue sole), 2372 nucleotides long. RefSeq names its product aminoadipate aminotransferase (gene aadat). Bases 357 to 1634 code for a protein of 425 amino acids. The transcript is spliced from 14 exons. Gene Ontology annotation, biological process: biosynthetic process. Gene Ontology annotation, molecular function: pyridoxal phosphate binding; L-kynurenine:2-oxoglutarate transaminase activity. The record is from RefSeq and is a predicted model, not a curated record. Lineage: Eukaryota; Metazoa; Chordata; Actinopteri; Pleuronectiformes; Cynoglossidae.
GUAAUAAUCUACUAUGAAUAUUUGUAAAAUAUCGGAAUUAUUAUUAUGGCAUGUAGAUAAAAGGUAUUGCAGUAAGGAAGAGAGCGGUUAUAGGGAUAUAUAAGGGAAUGAAAGCGCUUGACUCCAAGUUAAAAAGUUAAGUUAACAAACUCUAAUACCCAGCAAUCUGUGCGGUAAGCGGAAAGAGCUGGCCGCUUUCUGGUUUCAGAAGGUGACGGUAUGAAGCCAAACUAGUUCGUGCAACGUUUACAUUUGAACUAGAGGAAAAGGCAGCUGAAAUAAAUGCAAGGUCGACCACAGAGCUGAGGUCCAAACGCUGCAUGUUGAGCCGAAGGUGUCACACACGACUCUGAAUCAUGAAUUAUGCUCGGUUCUUGACGGCUGUCAGUGCAGCCAGAAAACCCUCUCCUAUCAGGCUCCUGACUGAGCUGCAGCUGCGCUCUCCUCCAACCAUGAUUUCAUUGGCGGGUGGCGCUCCGAACCCCAACAUGUUCCCCUUUGAGUCCGCAGUCAUCAAAGUGAGAAAUGGACCAGCGAUGACCUUUGACGAGACGCUGAUGAAGAGGGCCCUGCAGUACUCUGCCUCUAGUGGGAUCCCCGAGCUGCUGACGUGGAUGAAGAAGCUACAGAUGACCCUCCAUAAUCCACCCACCGCCAGCGCCCCCCCUGAGAAAGGUCAGAUGGACAUGUGCGUGACCACAGGCAGCCAGGAGGGGCUCUCUAAGGUGUUUGAGAUGCUCAUCAGCCCUGGAGACAACGUCCUGCUGGACACGCCCACAUAUGCUGGCACACUGGCAGCACUUCAGCCUCUUGGCUGUAACCUGAUCAAUGUCCCCAGUGAUCAACACGGCCUGAUCCCCAUGGCCCUGAAGGACAUACUGUCCCGCUGGCGUCCAUCAGACCUCCAUAAACCUGGAAAUGAUGUCCCGAAAGUCCUCUACACGAUUCCAAAUGGAGGGAACCCGACUGGAGCCUCCAUGACGAGAGAGAGGAAGAGAGACGUGUACGAGUUGGCCCAACAGUACGACCUGCUCAUCAUUGAAGACGACCCCUAUUACUUCCUGCAGUUUGGGAAGCCAUGGACUCCGUCAUUCCUCUCCAUGGACACUGAUGGACGGGUCAUCAGGAUGGACUCAUUCUCAAAGAUCUUGUCCUCAGGUAUGAGGAUAGGCUUCAUGACUGGUCCCAAACCCCUGGUGGAGAGGGUGGUGCUGCACAUCCAGGCCUCCACCAUGCACACCAGUACCUUCACUCAGCUCAUUGUGUCUCAGCUCCUGCACAGCUGGGGUGAGGAGGGCUUCUUCCAGCACAUUGAUGGGGUCAUCGAGUUUUACAGAAACCAGCGAGAUGCCAUGUUGACAUCUGCAGAUAAAUGGCUGAAAGAUGUGGCAGAGUGGCAUGCCCCGUCUGCAGGUAUGUUCUUGUGGAUCAAACUGAAGCACAUCGCUGACACCAAGGGGCUGAUCAUGGAGAAGGCGCUGGAAAAAGAGGUUCUGCUGGUUCCUGGAGGCAGCUUCAUGAUCAACAGUGAUGACCCAUGUGCAUAUGUCAGAGCUGCCUUUUCUCUGUCCUCACCAGAGAAGAUUGAUGAGGCUUUCAGACGACUGUCUUUACUCAUCAAAGAAGCUCAGUGAUCAAUAGUCUGUGGUACUGUAUUUUUUUUUUUUUUUUUACUACUGGCCACUUCUUUGGCUGCCCAAUGAGUUAUUGUUUAUUUGUCUCUACACACAAGUAACAUUUUUAUGAACAAGAGUAAAGUGAAAUUAUAUGCUUACUGAGUUACAAGGGUUUGUAUAGGUGCUUAAACUUUAUUUAGUUUUAUUUAAUUUUUCAUUGUAUUUUAUUUAUCUUAUUUAAGGCUGGGAAUGCUUUUUAAAAAAUGGGGAAGACUGAAUGAUUUGUCUUUGAAACAGAUGAAUAAAAUAACUUAAGUCUAAGAUUAAUCUCAAGUGACUCAUCUGUUAGAUGAUUUCAAACUUUUGUUUGUGUUUCAAGUCCUGGAAAGUGCUUAAAUUCCUUAUCAAGACAGCACGUCUCCUCGCUUAGACCUGCAGGAGUCCCAGACUGACCUCAGGUCUGUUUUCACCACUUUGUUGUUGAACCUGAAUGAUGUAGACUACAUGCUGAAAACAUCAGAGUGGUUCUGUUGUCUGAACCUCUGUUCCUACUGACUUUGAAAGGUUCAUGUGAUCUCUGAGGGAUUAAAGGCAUAUGGAACCUUCAGGUCCACUAAUGUUAGAGAUUACAGAUGAUUAGAACAGUAUUCAGUGCAGAAAAUCUUUUGUUGAACAUAUGAGGUUUUGAUGCCUCAUAAUUUAAAUUCAGUCAAUAUAUCAAAUCAAGUAGAAACAGAACUUUAGUACCACAACAUA